GCCAGCAACCUUCCCGGCCCCAUGGAGACCGAAACCGUUUAGAUUCAUUGGAAAAAAAUCUAACAGGAGAGAAGCCAAAGGUGCAACAGCCUGCACAACAGGGCCAGCAACCUUCCCGGCCCCUUGGAGACCGCAACCGUUUAGAUUCAUUGGAAGAAAAUCUUACUGGAGAGAAGCCAGAGGUGCAACAGUCUGCACAACAGAAGGAUCAGAGUUGUAAUAAAUCCACAGACAAAGAAAACUAUUCAGAUUCUGGAAAUGAAAGCAGUGUAAAGACACCACAAUCUACAGAAAAGGGUCAGCAGUCUGAUACUGUCAAAAAGAAGAGUAAUCCAUACUGGCUACAGGACCUUGGAGAGAGGGAAAAGAAUAAAAGAUCCAAUGAAAAGCUGCAUAAUCCCUCUACAUCGGGGAAGAGAAAACGUUCAGCUGCCUCCAAACAAAUCCCUGUGGAAGAGAAAAGGCAAAAAAAAUUCACAGAAAAGAAAGAAAAGAUGGAGUCUGGCAGCGCUCAGAAGCAGAUAGUAGCUACAGAACAAUUCACCCUGAGCUUUAAAUGGGGUGGUAAAACUGGCAGUAAAUAUAUGGAAAUCAGGGCAGAGCCGUAUGAAAGCAUUUUUGAUGCCCUAAAGAAAUCAAAUCACUUUACAAACCAUUAUAAAAAUUCAUCGUAUCUGAUUGUUUUUGGUAAUAAUUGUAAUGCAGAAAUUAAUCCGUCAGCGCCGUGUGGUCCUCUGGGGAAAGAUGAAACUCUUGAUUUAAAACAAAUCUAUAUAAAGAAAAAAGAUAAAAAGCCACCAGAGACGUCGGCUUACCCAAAAAGAAGUGGUGGGUUGUUUUUUAAAGUAAACAAAAAAGGAAAGACUCCAUUGGGAGGUGCAAAAAUAAUUUUGCAUUACAACAAACUCGAUCUUGAUGACAACGCAGCACUGGCAGUCUUUGGAUAUGAAGAUGAAACCAUUGAACAUGCUCUGAAACAUGAUAAGAGAUUUAAGAACUUCACUGUGCUCCGUCUUGAGGGGACGAAGACAAAAGUACAUGAGCCUUCACUGACAUUAUCUGUCCUAGAAGAUGAUACAUACACCAUAUGUGUAGCAGGUAACAAUAAGGAUGUAGGCAAGCAUAAAAAUGUAGGAUCACAUGAUGAUGGUUCGGAGUCCAAUCCUAUUGUUCCCACUAACCCACCCAGUGAUGACCCAGGGGAUUUCAUGUCUACAGAGGCUUAUAUAAAAAUGGCAGAGAGAGUUAAAAAUAUUGUUAAUGUGUAUGUCCAGAACAAUGGCCCUGGAAAUGCAUGGCGUCUCAUCAAGGAGGAUUACAGUCAAAAUACAGAAAAAGCUGUCCUAUAUGCGAGUACCAUGAGAAUCCUUACAAGGCCCCUUGAUAGUGUGGCAAUGAUAUUGAUUACAGAAGGUGGUAACAUGCGUCAAGGAACCUGUAUGGCCCUGAUUGAUAAUCUGUUCCUCACCUGUUGCCAUGUAGUAGAAAGUCUUCUGACUAAAACUGGUGAUUGCAAAGCUCGUAUAAUAUUCGUCUAUGAAAGUCCAGAUAAACAAGUAGAUGUGGGUAAUUCAAAAUAUGAAUUCUCUAUUAAAAUUCUAGCACAUUCUGUGGAAAACGAUUAUGCAUUAUUUAGUGUUGCAGAGUUUUCUCCUGUAGAAGGCUUGUUACAGUAUUUAGCUCUUCCCCCAGAACGUGGCACAGCUGCCAUCAUCGGCCAUCCAGGAGGUCAGUGCAAACAAAUUGAUUUGUGUUCAGUGAUCAACUUCCAUGACCGUACUGAGGCUAUUCAGAAAACAAUUGUCAAGGAGUCUUCAGAUUUCCAUUUAAUGAGAUUGCCUAAAUGGUCUGAAAUGGAGGAUCGAAGGUUGGUGACUUAUAAUACACGUCUUUAUGAAGGGGCUUCCGGGGCUCCAGUAUUUGAUGAAUGUGGAAACCUUGUGGCAAUGCACUCAGCUGGGUUUUCAGUUCCUUCUCCACUGAGAAAAUUACGUGUGAUAGAGUGUGGAAGGUCCAUUGUUGACAUAGUUAUUUAUGGAGCUGUAGCGAUUCCAGUCUUGCGUCAAGCAUUUAAGGAAAUUGUUACAAAUAAACCAUCAUUAAAGGAUUAUAUCUACAAAGUUACGCAUCCAGUACACAUGCAGCCCAUUAUCAGAAAACUGAAACGUCUCUGGGAAAAUGAUCCCGACUUCAGUGACAACGGUUUAGAAAAUUCCCCCAUGGAUACCUCAGACACGGUUGUUGGUAAUGAUUCACCAUACAAUACUGAAAUACAGAAGGACACCUUUAUAUAAAAUGUGAUGUUCCUUUUAUAGGAGGCCUAGUAAAAAGAAAAAAAAUUAUAAUAAUAAUCUGCUAAAUUAUUUUCUGAACUAAAGAAAUUACAAUUGUUACUCUUAUAAUUAUAAUACAAUGACUGCUGUGACAUUUCUCUUUAAGCUCUAAAUGUCACUGGGAAUUCUAUAUAAAUAUCCUAAAUGAUCUGCUCACCUUGCUGGCAGGAUGAAUAAACCCCAACCACCCAGACCCUUCCCCUGAUCAUCAGGACAAAGCCACAAUCUGACCUCCCCAUCAUUGUUAGAAAUUAGCCUUUUGCCUGUGGAAAAUAGGUAUUGGGGGGGUGCUGCAAACUCCAUCGCCGCUGUAACCAGUCUGUUGAUGAUAAAGUCUUCAGGCAGCCAUUUAGGUCACUUACAGUAUACUGUAUAAGCUGCCAGGCAGACGUAAAUGUGAGUCAAAGACAUAGGUGGAAAUCAGUGGCAUAAGUUCAUACUAGGAGCCUGGAAACAAUAUAGUUGUUGGUGCUAAUCCCCACCCCUUUGCAUUCACUACCAAUACCACAGUCCCAGCAGCACUCACAUGUACUCCCCCCUAACCCAAAUUCACUCCCAACUCUUCAGCAGCACCCAUUUGCACACUCUCCUACCCCUGCAUUCACUGCCAACACCAUAGCAAUACCCAGACACACCCUCCUCCUAUUAACUAGUAAAACCCCAGCACACAAACACCUACCUGUUGCUGAUCGAGGUCUUCUGUUCUUGCUGUUUGCUGCUCCCACAGCAACAGCAGAGUCAGCAGGUCCAGAGGCAGCAGGUCAGGGGGAUGAACCAACAAAGGAGGGAGGGGCCAUGCCGUCCUUUUAUGUACAUGGGUGCUGUUUCCUUGCUGGAGUUCUGUCUCUAGCCUGGGACUUGGGUGGGGACUGUGGGAGAGGAAGGACCUCAGCAUAUGCUCCCUGCAUAUUGCUGCUCUGUGGCGCAUGAAGCAGAAACUGGAGCAAUGGCGGAGAUCAAGCUGUCCUCUCCAGGGCUGGCGCUCGGAAGUGAACAGCCUCCAUUGUCUCCUGUAUUUACGUCCCAGUGGUGCAAAUUUAAGUUGCUGUCACCACUGGUGCCUAUUGAGCCUUUCCACACAAUCAGGUCUGAAGAUGUCACCGGGGGAUUGUCCUUCUGUUAAGGGAGCACGGAUGUGGGUGGAAGACCAGGAUUGAGUCUCCCUCGGUUUAUAGCACCACAUGAUCAAUAAUGAGCCCUGGACAGUGAUGGUGCCACAGAUCAUAAUCCGCAUCUGUGUCACACCUGAUCACUCUCUGGUACACUUAACUGGCAUGGUCAGAUUUCAUGCAACUGCGCCGUCGCUCCCUAUCCCCCCGUUUUUGACGAGGAGAUCCGUUCUGCAGAUGUGCAUAAUAUAAUGUUUAAAUAUUUUUAAAAAAUACUUUUUCAACUUUAUUAAAUAAAAUAAAUUUAAAAAAACAAUGUUAACACUUUUGAAGGGAAAAAUCGUCAGUUAAGUGGUUAAUGUACAAUAGCCGCCCAUUGUCAGUUAUUACUACAUGCAAGUUGUGCUCUCCGAGAAACUGCAAGAAACCGGACAUCUGCGCUGUUCAUUGCUACUUUUUAACAUAAUUUUUUUAUUGAAGCAAUACAUGUUAUACAUACAUAAAUGUUCAAUAUGUCUCAAAUCUUAGAUAGUAGGGUAUUGUAAGGAAACAGAACAAGAAAAAUACAAUUGAGUCCUUAAUCAAGGGAUAUAUCUGUUAUAAGCAGUCAAUAGCAUCACAAUUGUAAGUAUCAUGAUCUCUAAAGAUCGUCUGAUUUACGGAUCUGAAAUUCAACUCAGCCGACUGACCCAUAUAUAUAUAUUUUCGAGCAAAAGAAAAGAAAGAAAUUAAAAUAAUUAAAAAAAUAAAUAAAAAAUAUACACAUACGUGUAUGUACACACAUGUGUAACACCCGUGCCGUACCGCAUUCCCCCCCAACCCCUCCACAGUGCCCCGUAUGUCAAUUAACGUUUAAAGCACAAUUGGCGGAUCUCCCGCAGCCAUUCUAGUUAGAAACCAUUCUGUGUUGGACAAUGAGUCAUGGAGCUGUUUCCUAACCGUCGUUGUCAAGGUCAUUAUAUAACUCUCCCAAACCUCAAAGAAAUUGUGUAUCUUGGUGUCUUUUUCCAGCAGGACACUCAUCCAUUCCAUCCUAAAGAGGUAGAAUAAUUUGGCUUUAAAUAAUGAUAGAGUUGGUGGAUCCUUCGCUAUCCACACCUGCAGGAUGGCUUUUCUAGCCGCCAAACUAACUGCCAGCAACAGUUUUUUACUGCCCAAAGAGAGGCGCUGAUUUGGUGGUAUAAUACCAAAGAGCGCCCACUCCGGAGACAAACUCCAAUAAUUUACCAGAUUGGCCGUCAAGUAGUUUCGUAUCUGAAUCCAAAACUGUCUGAUUAAGGGACAUGUCCACAGACAGUGAAGCAUAUCCGCCUGAGGAGUGCCACAUUUCCAACAUGCAUGUGUGUCAGCAAGUCCUAUCAAGUGUCGUCUAUGGGGCGACUGUUCAUUGCUACUUAAAGAAAAGCCCCUCGCUACAAACUUGCUGACAUGCUAUCUUCUGUAAGAUCAGGAUAUCGGAACACGGGAAUCACAUAAAGGACAGCUUGCCAUUUAUUGUAGAACUGUGGUAUAUUAACUGUUAGUAGGUGAUUAAUCAUAAUUUACAAGUACAUAUAGGAAAAUGCACCCCCUACUACACUUAGGUGAUGCCUUAGCCUAUGUAAUGUAUGAAAGUUACUUAUAAGAUGAGGAACUAACUUUUACGCAUGUACAAGAAACAGUACCGUGCACAAACAGAUGUGCGUGGAAAAGUUAUUAGAAAGGAAAGCCUGACUGUUACUUAAUAAUAAUAUUUGAAUGUAUAAGAACAAGGAUUCAAUUAACAAUAAAAUGAUGUAAUUGUAUUGCUUUGUGCUUGAUAAAACUGAAGCUGUAUUCUGACUUGAUCUGCUGUGCGUCUCUUGAAUAAAAUUUUAAAGAUAAAUAAAGGGUUAAAUGGA
Pseudophryne corroboree (corroboree frog) is the source of this 5322-nucleotide messenger RNA. Its product is annotated as serine protease FAM111A-like. The record is from RefSeq and is a predicted model, not a curated record. The coding region runs from base 495 to 2294 and encodes 599 amino acids. The transcript is spliced from 6 exons. NCBI's taxonomy places the organism in Eukaryota, Metazoa, Chordata, Amphibia, Anura, Myobatrachidae.